UAAAAAAAACCCCGCUGCGGAUUGGAUUAGGACUGUAUUAUGGUGAGCACAGUCUACUAAGAAUGUCGCAUCAAGCGUUCAGUUUUCUAUUAUGCGUUGUUUGUAUACUCGUACAUGCUCACACAGCUGUGCAUCAUGUGGAGCUCCCUGACAGUUAUGUAUGCUCUAGUCUGAGUUGUUCAGUUUCCCAUUGUAUCCGCUAGCUUGAGCGGACCCAGGUGUAAGGACUUAGGAGUAAAUCUAGGAUGCUGUCCUGAGUUUGUCCAGUGUGUGUGUCGGUGAGGAAUAUCUGCUGUUAGUGGCUCGAUUGGCUUCAUGCGCACUACAAUGGAAUUGGCGGAGGAACAGCAGUCACAGUGGUAGCGGUGUAGGCAUACUAAUGACGUGGAUGGCCAUGGAGUAAGCAACUGCAGGCUUGAGGGUUUCCUUCAUUACGUCCAUGGGACCAAAGACAAAGUGUACUGCAGACCUGGUAGCGUGGCUGAGCAUAGCCUAUACAAUCAUGAUGCACUACGCUUCCUUGGCACUCUGGCGGGAUGUGUACACAUUUGUGUGCAUCAUGGGAGAUUUGUGGCAACACUGAGUCACUGUACUCCAUCAGCAAUCAAUGAAACCUUAGUCCAGUGCCAAGGCCAGAGGGCAGGCGACACUGCUAGUUGAACGCUUUGAAGCUAGUUGGUGCAUCCAAUGAUGCAUGUCUCUGGCUGUCUGUGCUGAAAAUGGCUGCAGCUUGGAGGAGAUGAGAUCCCUGGAGAGGCAUAUGGAGUUCGGCAACCGGACACGGUUACCCAAUGGCGAUGCAAUGACUCUGUCGUGCAGAUAUCGCAGUGACAAAACCGAGGACCUGGAAUGCAAGGAUGGUCACUUUGAGGGACGACGCCAGCUGACAUGUAACUAUUUCUGUGCCACGCCCAAGGUCUAUUUGAAGAGCAAAACCAGCAUUUGGACGCAUCUUCACAUUCCCGGAAUGGCCGCACCUCUGUAUCCUGAUGGCACAGAAGCGACACUAUCGUGCCCGCACCAGCAUGCCACACAGUCUCACCGGCGGCAGGCUUCGAUUGUGGCAACAUGCAGCAUAACGGUACAGUCUCGUGGAGCGCCUAAACCAGACUGGGACAAAAAGCUCCACUGUUACCAUGAGUCUCUGAAGCACUGCACCAUACUAGCAAGGGAAAUCACUGGCAAUGUCCACUUGCCGAUGGCAGGCAGGGGAUCAGAUUCUCAGCAUAACAUCUUGGUGAACCGAAGCCAUCUGCUACUUGGCCAAACGACACAGGUCUGGUGCGCAAACCGCCGAGAUCGUCACAUCAAGGUACGCUGUAGCUGGGGUGGCCUGGAGGUCAUCUCUACUCAACCUGAGAAUCAGUUGCUCACCAUGGACAAUCUCUGUAAAGAGCCAUGCAAGGCAACACUGAUAGAGUACAGUGGAAGCGUGGUACACCGCCAGUACUUGGUACAGGAGAGACUUGGUCGUGACUCUUUUCAGGCCUUUGCCGAGGGAACAUCCAUCGCGUAUAGUUGCCUGCCGGGAUUCGUCCCGAACGGUCGUGGCCGCUCGACGUGCAGUUUUGUUGAGGCUACUGCGGAACACUCAGCGACUCAUGCCUGGCUACCCACACCGACAUGCACGCUGCAGGUCUCAUGUGAUGUAGCUGAGCUGACUGCAAACAGCGCAAAUCUCACGGUAGCCUGGCUGGACGGAGCUGAGCUGAUAGCAGACGUGUCCUGCCCGCCAGGUUCUCACACGCUGGUCGGUAGCAGCCGCUUUCGCUGCGUGGACGGUCGCUGGGUUGCCAUGCUCCUUGCGCCAUCGUCUGCAGUAGCUGAUCGGGCACACCACCGCCACGGGACGCAGGCCAUUGUCACAGCAGACCAAGCCCGCGAUGAAACAGGCAAUGGUCCUCUGUUUGCUUACCCAACAUGUCGACCACAGGGCAGUUGUGAUGUGAACGCUGAGUUCUUGGCAAGCCUUGAGCAGCGCCACAUGGCUCUGGCAAAGCAGGGGCACAAUCUCGGACAUCGGGUUCGCGUAACGUGUCGUCCUGGGUACCGUUUGUCAUCCGGUCGCUCCACUGCCCUGGUUAGCUGCACAGACCCUGGUGAUGGCGGCGAUGGCUUUCACUCUAUCCACCGACUCAACUGUACAGACGAGAGAAAGCCUUGCCAAAACCCAUUCGCAAGACUGCAGCACCCGCAGAUCACCAGCUCUAGUGACCGCCACUUUCUGCAGCCGCACGAGUCGAUUGUGUUCACUUGCCGAAGUAACAGCCUGCUCAGCCUCACGUCAACAUGCCACGGGAAUGGUGUGUUUGACAAGCCUCCACACUUCCUCACUUGCCAAAACCCGUGUCGUCGACCAGAGAUUCACUUUGUGGAGAGGGGCCGGCGCACGCACGUCAAGCACUGCCUGCACCAAACGUGUUUGGAGAGUCAUGCCGAGAACAGCACUAUCAGCUACUCCUGCCCGAGCCAUUCCUGGUUGCACGGUGCUGCGAGUGGCAACACAUCAACAUGUGUCCUGGUAUCCAACAGCAACAGCAAAGGACAUGUGUGGAGCCCUGUACCAACCUGCUACCACAUCUCCUCAGAGCCAUCAUGUCUGCAGAGCGAUCUUCCAGUCAUCCGUGCCGGAACAUGUACGGCUAAUCAAGUGUCGCUCAACGGUCGACACAAGCAUGGCGUCACUGCACAGUGCACGUGCAAUCCUGGACGACGGGCGAGCAGCCGAGGCCUGCUGCGCUGCCAGCGACUGUCGACCGGCGUAGGCCGUGCAAACUGGUCAUGGUCAGACCCUGGCCGGCAGCCCCUGAAGUGCACCAGGAUAGUGUCUUAUAGCAGCUUUGGGAACAGUAACAGCAGCAGCAGCAGCAGCAGCAAUACUCAAGGUAUGGAUCCCUGUCCGCACAUCAACCAGUUGGACAGAUGCACGCAAGUGUACCGGCACCUGCUGCAUCUGCACUCGCCACAUACCACAGUGGGUAUGAACACUGACCAGGAGUUUAGUUGCCAGGCGAACAUGCCUACGGGAUGUCGGCAGGUGAGCUGCAUCUACCGACUGUGGAUACCGUACGGUAGAAGGAGCACUGUGCUGACUGCUAGCGUGCUGCGCAGUGAUCGCCUGAGACACGACCAGAGAGUGCACGCAUCAGCUCACCUCGAGCGUAUGGGUGCAGGCACGACACCCCCGCCAGCCUAUCCAUCUGUACCGGCAAGAAGUUGGCUAGUCAUCCCAGGCGGCGGCAGUGGCCCAGCUAACGAUGUCUGCGCUGCUUUGACCAUGACAGCAUCGGCUGCUUUUCCCGUGGAAGCCAGGCUUAUCCUAUAGCCUAUAGCCAAUUCGGUUGCAUACCUGAUUUGCAGUUGCUAGUGGCUGGUCCUGCGUACAUGCAUUGACAACUUCGCAAUCUCCAUAGAGGAAAACAAUGCGGGCUCUGACCCUGCACUUGCCAUUUUGCUUUGUUCUGUGAUUGAUGUGUCUUCUUGAUAAUGCCCAUCAAGUUGAUGUGGUGUCUGUCCACUUAUCCCUUGCUCUAGUUUCCAAGUCGCUGUGCUCCGAAAGCUGAGUCAGUAUUACUGUCAAAUUUAGUAGUACCCCCGGUGGUUCAAGCAGUUUUGAAGAUAUUUUUUGAAAAUUUAGAGCUAUGGCUGCAUGCCUAGGUGGGCCCAAACUUGAAGUUAUUUUCAUGAAAAUGCUAUUGAGUGCUACAUGUCUGUGCACACACACCACAGUGCAGUGCAAUCAAGUGCCAAGUACACAGUAAUAAUAAACCAUUCACGAGCUCCACUGUAGAUGUCUACACCUUGCAGAAAACUAUGACAUUGACUCUAUCUUAUGAGCUUCUGACCAUUUCUUGAGGUUCGAUGUUACCUACCAAAUUCGUGUUGCCCAUCAUGUGUUGUGAUCCUUCACUUUUGUCAUCCUAAUAAUCAUCUCUGGCUUGCAACUUCAUCUCUGCUAUUA
Messenger RNA from Sycon ciliatum, 3961 nucleotides. RefSeq lists its product as uncharacterized. The transcript has 12 exons. The coding region runs from base 695 to 3325 and encodes 876 amino acids. NCBI's taxonomy places the organism in Eukaryota, Metazoa, Porifera, Calcarea, Leucosolenida, Sycettidae. The record is from RefSeq and is a predicted model, not a curated record.